UACGCGAAGGGGCGUGGCUUGAUAUGUAAAUGUAUUCCAAUCUGUUGUGGUAACUCCGGAGGAGUCUGCGGUUCGGCAAUAACGGAUCCCUGAGCCCCAGAACACCGGAGCCAUGAGGGCCGUGCCCACCUGGGUGGAUAAAGUGCAUGACAGGGACAAGGUGGAGCAGUGUAUCUAUGACCUUGCAUUUAAGCCAGACGGGACUCAGCUAAUUGUGGCAGCAGGGAACAAAGUCCUGGUAUACGACACAUCAGAUGGGACCUUACUGCAGCCACUAAAGGGACAUAAGGAUAUGGUAUAUUGUGUGGCGUAUGCUAAGGAUGGUAAAAGAUUUGCCUCAGGAUCUGCCGAUAAAAGUGUCAUUAUUUGGACAUCUAAAUUGGAAGGGAUUUUGAAAUACACGCACAACGAUUCCAUCCAGUGUGUCUCUUACAACCCAGUCACCCACCAGCUGGCGUCCUGCUCCUCCAGUGACGUAGGUCUGUGGUCACCGGAGCAGAAGUCGGUCACCAAACACAAAGUGAACAGUAAGAUUACGUGCUGCAGCUGGACAAAUGACGGCCAGUAUCUUGCGGUGGGGAUGUUUAAUGGGGUGAUAAGCAUCAGGAACAAGAACGGAGAGGAGAAAGUGAAGAUUGAGCGGCCAGGAGGAAACCUGUCACCAAUAUGGUCCAUUUGCUGGAAUCCUUCCAAGGACGAGCAUAAUGAUAUCCUGGCUGUGGCAGACUGGGGACAGAAGUUAUCCUUUUAUCAGCUCAGCGGCAAACAGAUUGGGAAGGACAGGUCUCUGGGCUGUGACCCUUGCUGUGUCAGCUACUUCUCCAAAGGUGAAUACAUCGUCCUGAGUGGCUCUGACAAACAGGUGUCUCUGUUCACGAAAGACGGCGUGCGACUGGGAACCAUCGGAGAACAGAACUCCUGGGUGUGGACGUGCAGAGUUAAACCCGACUCAAACUACGUGGUCAUUGGGUGUCAGGACGGAACUCUCGCUUUCUACCAGCUGAUCUUCAGCACCGUACAUGGACUGUACAAGGACAGAUACGCCUUCAGGGACUGCAUGACAGACGUCAUAGUCCAGCACCUUAUUACCGAGCAGAAAGUGAGAAUUAAGUGCCGGGAGCUGGUGAAGAAGAUUGCAAUCUACAAGAACAGGCUGGCCAUUCAGAUGCCAGAGAAGAUCCUGAUAUAUGAGCUGUAUUCUGAAGACGCUGCUGACAUGCACUACCGCGUCAAGGAGAAAAUUGUCAAAAAGUUUGAAUGUAACCUACUGGUGGUGUGCUCACAUCACGUUAUACUGUGCCAGGAGAAGCGCUUGCAGUGCUUGUCCUUUAAAGGCGUGAAGGAGCGGGAAUGGCUGAUGGAGUCUCUAAUACGGUACAUCAAGGUGAUUGGGGGCUCGUCUGGGAGAGAAGGCCUACUAGUGGGGCUGAAGAAUGGACAGAUCCUGAAGAUCUUCGUGGACAACCUCUUUUCCAUCACUUUGCUGAAACAGGCGACGUCUGUGCGGUGUUUGGACAUGAGCGCCAGCCGCAACAAGCUGGCCGUGGUGGAUGAGAACAACACGUGUCUUGUGUACGAUAUCACAACCAAGGACUUAUUAUUCCAGGAGCCCAAUGCUAACAGCGUGGCCUGGAACACGCAGUGCGAGGAAAUGCUGUGCUUCUCGGGAGGAGGAUACCUGAACAUCAAAGCCAGCAACUUCCCUGUGCACCAGCAGAAGCUCCAGGGCUUCGUGGUGGGAUACAACGGCUCCAAGAUAUUCUGCCUGCACGUCUACUCCAUGUCUUCCGUAGAUGUGCCCCAGUCGGCUCCAAUGUACCAGUACCUAGAGAAGAAAAUGUUCCGAGAGGCCUAUCAGAUCGCCUGCCUGGGGGUCACGGACCUGGACUGGAAGGAGCUGGCAAUGGAGGCCCUGGAAGGCCUGGACUUUGAGACCGCUAAGAAGGCUUUUAUACGAGUGCGAGAUCUCCGCUACCUGGAACUAAUCAACAGUAUAGAGGAGCGGAAAAAGCGCGGAGAUGCCAGUGAUGAUUUGUUCUUGGCCGAUGUGUAUACUUACCAGGGCAAGUUCCACGAAGCAGCCAAACUGUACAAGAAGGGCGGACAGGAGAACCGAGCUCUGGAUAUGUACACCGACCUGCGCAUGUUUGAGUAUGCUAAGGAUUUCUUGGCAACCGGGGACCCAAAAGAGACCAAGACUCUAAUCACCAAGCAGGCAGACUGGGCCCGAAAUAUCCGGGAGCCGAAGGCAGCAGCAGAGAUGUACCUAUCAGCUGGAGAGCACAUGAAGGCCAUUGAGCUGAGUGGGGACCACGGCUGGGUCGAGAUGCUGAUUGACAUAGCGCGGAAGCUGGACAAAGCAGAGAGGGAGCCGCUUCUAAAGUGCGCAUACUAUUUCCAGAAGCUGCAGCACCACGGCUACGCAGCCGAGACGUACAUGAAGAUCGGAGAUCUGCGGGCGCUGGUUCUGCUACAUGUGGAGACUCAGCAUUGGGAGGAGGCCUUUGCUCUGGCUGAGAAAUACCCGGAAUAUAAGGACGAGGUGUACGUUCCCUAUGCGCAGUGGCUGGCAGAGAAUGACCGCUUUGAGGAAGCCCAGAAGGCCUUCCACAAAGCUGGCCACCAGGAUGAGGCGGUCCGGGUGCUGGAGCAGCUUACCCAUAAUGCCGUGGUGGAGAGCAGGUUUAAUGACGCUGCCUAUUAUUACUGGAUGCUCUCCAUGCAGUGCCUGGAUAUUGCACAAGAAAAUGAGCAGAAACAGGAUGUCAUGUUACAGAAGUUCCACUACUUCCAGCAUCUGGCGCAGCUGUACCAUGCCUACCACUCCGUCCAGAGAUACACAGACGAACCGUUCAGCUCUCACUUGCCAGAGGCGCUAUUUAAUAUCGCCAGAUUUCUGCUGCACAGCCUGAACAAGGAGAGUCCGCUGGGCAUUUCCAAAGUGAACACUUUAUAUACAUUGGCGAAACAGAGCAAGGCGCUGGGCGCUUAUAAACUGGCCCGACACGUGUACGAGAGGCUCCAGGGCCUCCGGAUACCCAGCAAAUUCCAGGAGUCUAUUGAGCUGGGCAUGGUCACCAUCCGGUCUAAGCCUUUCCACGACAGCGAGGAGCUGGUCCCCAUGUGUUACAGAUGUUCCACUAACAAUCCAUUCCUCAACAACCUGGGAAACGUCUGCAUCAACUGCAGACAGCACUUCAUCUUCUCUGCGUCCUCGUAUGAUGUGCUGUCUCUGGUAGAGUUCUACCUGGAAGAAGGGAUUUCCGAUGAAGAGGCCAUGGCACUUAUUGACCUGGAAGCUCCCAGAAGCAACCCCAGUAGAGACAGAUGGCAGGAAAUGUCCUCUGCUGACACGCAAACUCUGAGGCUGGACGAUGAGGACGUGAUCAUGGACGGUGACCCGUUCUCUGCAAAGUUUAGCUUUGAGCAAGGGGGCUCCGAGUUUGUCCCCGUGGUUGUGUCUCGUUCAGUCCUGAGGUCAAUGAGUCGGAGGGACGUUAUGGUGAAGCGCUGGCCCAAGCCUCUGAAGUGGCAAUAUUACCGAUCCGUCCUUCCCGAUGUCUCCAUAACCAUGUGCCAGUCCUGUUUCCAGAUGUUCCACACCGAAGACUACGAGCUUCUGGUCCUACAGCACAACUGCUGCCCGUAUUGCCGGAAGCCUAUUGAGGAAGCCGGCCAGUGACGGCGGGGGCAGCCAGGGCUCACACAGCGGCACCAAAUACUGGGAGGAAUUUAAUUUUUUUGUAUAAAUUAUUAAAUCAUUUGUAAAAA
Molecule: messenger RNA, 3771 nt
Organism: Pseudophryne corroboree (corroboree frog)
Lineage: Eukaryota; Metazoa; Chordata; Amphibia; Anura; Myobatrachidae
Gene: IFT122
Product: intraflagellar transport 122
Exons: 29
Coding region: 113-3682 (1189 amino acids)
Biological process (GO): intraciliary retrograde transport; protein localization to cilium; non-motile cilium assembly
Cellular component (GO): non-motile cilium; intraciliary transport particle A
Molecular function (GO): protein binding
Source: RefSeq, a predicted model, not a curated record